AUGGCCGUGUCAAACGAGUUCAUCAUCGGCCUGGUCUUCAACAUCACCAGCCUCGUCACCAGCCUCAUCGCCAUGUGGCAGACCCACAAAAUACUAUCCAUCGCACGAUAUCGCUCGCUGAACGAUAUCGAAGCGCCCUCCUCCCAAGCUCAUACUCGAACCGCCGAAAGAGCGCCGUCCAUCAUUUCGACGGGAGACGAGGAGGAAGGAGCGAAAUGUCCAUAUAGGAUUAUUGUAUCCCACCCAGCGAAGCUGUUGAACUCCAUGUCAGGGAGAACUUCUGCCAUUCAGACAUGGAUUGGGUGGUGGAGAGUACCUAGGGCCGUGCCGAACCUUUAG
Aspergillus puulaauensis is the source of this 339-nucleotide messenger RNA. RefSeq lists its product as uncharacterized. The transcript is spliced from 2 exons. The coding region runs from base 1 to 339 and encodes 112 amino acids. NCBI's taxonomy places the organism in Eukaryota, Fungi, Ascomycota, Eurotiomycetes, Eurotiales, Aspergillaceae. The record is from RefSeq and is a predicted model, not a curated record.